UGCUUCGGCCUUCCUCCUGCUGGUGCCCCCCCCCUCCCGCGGCAGCGCUUAGGGGCCAGGCGACCGGGCUUUCUUGUGCGCUUACUUUGGCGGCUCCCCUAUGUUUUGUGUGUUGCUGCAGUGAGGAACAGAGGGGGCCCCUCGUGCUCCCGCGAGCGAGGGGGUGGGCCUGCCCUACCUGUUCAUCUUCAUUCAUGCACACAUGCGCGCCAACUUCAGCGUCGCGAGCGUGCGAGCCCGCGCCCCACGUAUUGUUUUGGUUGCCCUUUUAUGUAUGAAUAUAUGAAGAUCGUCGUGAUGUAAU
Messenger RNA from Amoebophrya sp. A120, 304 nucleotides. The record is from the annotation of a GenBank genome assembly. Lineage: Eukaryota; Dinophyceae; Syndiniales; Amoebophryaceae.